GUAGCUUGCAAAAAGGCUGAUCAGUUACUUUGUAUAAACAAUACACUAUUAUUGUACGAUUUUCAAAUAAUAUUUUAUUAUUUCAAACAUAACUCAUAUUUUGAAAGAAGAUUAUAAAACUCUGUUGACAGUAUGUCCACAUCUCCUGCUCAGGUAUAUUUUUAACGUCUAUAAAACAAACCUGUUUAGAGCCUAAGAUUCACCCUAAAGAAAACGUAGAGGCAGUAAUAUGAUUGCUCUUGCACAGUAUGCUGGAGUACAUAGCAGCCUGGUACUCUGUCAGAAGGCCUUUAAAGUGUUUCCCAGUCUAGUCCUCAUGGACCCACAGCCAGUCCACAUUUUUGCUCUCUCCAAACUCCUGGCAGGAGGGAGCAAAAACAUGUAAGAUUUAGUGUGACGGCACUAAAUUUGGCUGUGGAUCCAUGAGGACCGAAUUGGGAAACACUGGUCUAUUAGAAUGCACAGAUUGAGUCCCUUCUGUGCUCUGAGGUAUGAAGCUUGCUGUGCUUUAGCACUCUGACUGCGGGGAUGCCUGUCGCUGAGGGACAGGGAGGAUCAUCUGUUGAUAUUAAGAUGCAGCAAAUGGAUGCAGUUUACGUAACAGCUGCAUGCAUUUGUCAGGAAGAGGUGCUCCAGCAAUGGAUACUUUUCUGAAUAGAUACUGAGUAUCUGUUUAUAACUGGUGGUCGAGUUAUAAAAAUAUUUCAAAAGGGAUGGUGGGAGUCACAUCUUUGCCAUGUUAAAAUUUGUCUAGUGGGGUGGGGUCCCAGUGAUAAAAUUGUCCAAGCAGAUUGCUGACUAUAGCGCAUUUCGGAUCUGGACAGUCUCAUGAUAUCGUUUGUAGGUUUACCUUUAUGUGAAUGAUAGUUACACAGAAAGAUUAAGAGGGGUGGUGGUAUAUCUAAAUGGGGGAUAGUUUUUGUAAUUUUAUUCCCACUGGGGGAUGGCAUCCACAUGCAUCCCAUGACACCUCCAGCCCUGUUUAUAAGCAUGCUACUCUUCUAGCCUAAUCGGACUGAACGUUACACGUACAGGGGAAUGUGGCCACAAAAAUACCUGCAAUAUUAAGGACUGCUAGCCAGUGAGGGCCAGGAGAGGACUGGAACUGAAGCAAUGGGGAUGUACUGGGUCACGUAUGUUAUUGCAGGCUUGAUGUGCAGAUCUGCACUGCAAACUGAUUUUUCCGGCUGAAGUGAACACACGUGUUGCCAAGAUGCAGCCAUAAGCUUAAGAUGACCCGUGUGCCACCUGGCAUGUAGAUGGCGGCUAUGGUCAGGGAUGCUGUGGUGUGGUACCAGAAGAAGAUUGGCGCUUAUGAUCAGCAGAUAUGGGAGAAAUCGGUAGAACAAAGAGAAAUCAAGGGUCUCCGGAACAAGCCGAAGCGGACGGGUCAUGUGAAGCCGGACCUCAUCGACGUGGACCUUGUGAGGGGCUCCGCAUUUGCGAAGGCCAAGCCCGACAGCCCGUGGACCUCGCUGACUCGGAAGGGCAUCGUCAGAGUGGUCUUCUUCCCCUUUUUCUUCCGCUGGUGGAUCCAGGUGACCUCCAGGACCAUCUUCCUGCUGCUGUUGCUCCUGUACCUGCUUCAGGUGCUGGCGGCCGUCCUCUUCUUCUCCAUCCGACAUGCACAUGGUGUGCCCGUCACGGAGGUGUUUGGCGCGCUUUUGCUCAUGCUGCUGCUGGGCACGGUGCACUGCCAGAUCGUCUCCACCAGGACGCCCAAUCCCGCCCCCUAUAGUGGAAAGAGGAGGAGGAAGUUGAGGAAGGCUGCUCACUUGGAGGUGCAUAGGGAGGGGGAUGGCUCCAGCAGUACCGAUAACCGCCAGGAGGGGGCGCCACAGGGUCAACCGUCAACGAGCAGCCGCAGUCUGAGUGCUGUUCUGAGAGAGCUCUGGCGUGAGUUCUUCAGUAUAGGGGCCAAGAAAUCCAAGAUGUCUGUUGGCAAGUACAAGGAAACUGCUGGCUAUGCAUCCCUGGGUGCUGAGGUGACCGGAUCAGGGCUGGAAACACACGUGACCCCGUGCGACCUCCUGCGCUUUGAGGAGACGAGCUGGCGGGCCUCGUCGUCCCGGAAUGCUGCGUCCCGUUUUACGUCCCCAAAGAAGCCCCUUAGCCCCCACGUAAUGGAGAACGUGUCCGAUGAGGCCUCCAGCGAGGAGGACCCCGAGGCGCCCUGUGGAUCUGGCCGCCGGGGGGGCGAGUUCGUGAAUGGUGACAUGACGCUGCGCUUCAGGAAGCCCCUGAAUUGCAGGAAGCCGUACAGCACAGAGGAAACAGCGCGGUCUGGCACCAGCGGAAGCUCUCGACGCUCCAGCCUCCGGCAGGACUCCGGCAGUGCCCGGCCCGAGUCCGAAACCGAAGACGUUCUGUGGGAAGAUUUUCUGCACUGUGCCGAAUACCGGUCGUCUUGCAGCAGCGACAGCGAGCGUGAUGGCCCCGCCCACAAGAGGGAGUAUCGGGACGAUCCCUUCCACCAGGGCCACGCCCCUUGGCUGCACUGCCCCAGUCCAGGCCUGGAACGCGUGAGCGCCAUCGUGUGGGAGGGCAACGAGUGCAAAAAAGCCGACAUGUCCGUGCUGGAGAUCAGCGGCAUAAUCAUGAACAGGGUGAAUCUUUACACUCCUGGAAUAGGAUACCAGGUGUUCGGGAACCUGGUGUCGGCGAUCCUGGCCUUCACGCCGUUCGCAUUCAGGCUGUUCCAGCACAAGGACCUGGAGCAGGUGGCCGCACUCUCAGCCAACGAGCUGCUCUGCAUCGCCUUCGGCUCCAGUGGCGAGUUGACGGUGAUCGUCAUGGUGACUGUCAGCUUCGUGGUGCGAGCCUGUGUCAUCUGGAUCUUCUUCUUCCUGUUGAGCGUGGCGGAGAGAACUUACAGGCAGAGACUCCUGUUUGCGAAGCUCUUCGGUCACCUGACAUCGGCUAGGAGAGCCAGGAAGUCCGAGGUGCCCCACUUUCGUCUCAAGAAAGUGCAGAACAUCAAAAUGUGGCUCUCGCUGCGUUCCUACCUAAAGAGAAGAGGCCCUCAGCGCUCUGUGGAUGUAAUCAUUUCCUCGGCGUUCCUGCUGACGCUUUCUGUGGUCUUCAUUUGUUGCGCUCAGUUGCUCCAAGUCCACAAGACCUUCCUGGACUGUCACUACAACUGGGAGCUGGUGAUCUGGUGCAUCUCCCUGUCCCUCUUCCUGCUGCGCUUUGUCACCUUAGGCUCAGAGACCAGCAAGAAGUACAGCAACACCUCCACCCUCCUGACGGAGCAGAUAAACCUGUACCUGAAGAUGGAGAAGAAGCCUAACAAGAAGGAGGAAUUGACCCUGGUGAACAAUGUUCUGAAGCUGGCCACCAAGUUGCUGAAGGAGCUGGACACGCCUUUUAGGCUGUAUGGUCUCACCAUGAACCCUCUGCUGUACAACAUCACCCAAGUGGUGAUCCUGUCAGCCGUAUCUGGGGUCAUCAGUGACCUGCUGGGGUUCAACCUGAAGUUGUGGAAAAUCAAAUCAUGAUGUGGAGUGAAAAAUCAAAUCCUGACAAGAAGCUACAGGAAUCCGGAGGGUCCUUCAUCAGAGGAGAUCAAGUUCCUCUGAGCAGCGAAGAGCCCUGCUGACACUGACCAGACAUCUAGGAGAACAGACUGGCAUAUCCCCAGAUUUGGUUUCUCGUUUUUCUUGUGCAAUCCUGAUAUUUAUUUGAACAUUUCACUGCUUUUUUUAAGCAAAAACGUGUGUUUCCAGUGUUUAAGUAUUAUUUUAGCAAGAACUGUUACUGUCAGUAUGAUAUAUUAUUCUAUUCGUUUGCUCUGAGUUGUUCAGAUUAUUGAAUUUAGCAGCUGGUGGGUGUUUCAAAUGCCUUCAGCGGCUGAGCAGUGCAUCACUUGGCGCGUCGUGCGAAAGGUCAAGGGCUGAUUAGGCCCGGAAUCUUGGACCAGCCUGUAACCAUGGCGGCCGCUCCAGGAGGUUUACAACGCGGGGCUCAGAAGCCUGCGAAGGCAGCCAUGGGCUCACCUUCGCAAUACCUGCCAGAGUGGGGGGGCGGGCAGUAUGGCCAUGGUCGUUUCCAUGACACCUAGGUGCUGUGACUGGGCGUGAUGGCUCCGCAGUGUGUCACUCAUGGUGCGUAGGACACAAAUCUGUAUCCUUAUGCUGUUGCUUUAUGAAAAUUUUAUACCUUUAUUAUUUUUACUUCUAUGCUUAUUAUUUCCUUAACAGGUUUAAAGUGAUGUUUGUCUAUUUUGUUUGUUUGUUUGUUUGUUUCGAUGGAAGUUUCCUGAAGUACCUGGUUUGAAGCUGAAUGAAUUUUUUUCAUCCAGGUCUGACCUUUUUUGUCGCCGGUGGUGUUUCACCACCUCACCUGUGACACAAUUGUGACACAAUUUGCCUGCCACUGGUCAGACAAAAAGCUGUUUCGAUUUCUGACAAUAGUCAUCAGAAAAUGGAUUUUUAGCCAGGCUUGGGCUUUUGGUGUGUUUACUUGGCCUGGUAGUGUGCACUUUAAAAGGAAAUGUUACCUUUUUUAUAAUGGGAGGGAAAACCCUGAUCAGAAUUAUAGCUUUUCUCUUCUUGUUUGCUCGUCGUUGUGACAGAGACCAAAGGGCAUUUUGCUAAAAAAGGGAAACGGGGGAAAAACACCGAAUCACUUUUGUUUGUUCGUUUCUUAAGCAUGUUUUUGAGUAUUAUGGUUCUUUCAUUGAAAAUGCUUGGAAGCGUAUUCCUCCUUUUUUAAUUCUUCCCCCCCCCAUAUCCAGGAUGUUACAUUGUAGACAUAAGAACAUUUUGCAGAAAAAUGUUUUAGGGGGAAUAACUGAAUUGUUUUAUUUAAAAUGAGACACUCCAUUGCUCUGCAUAUUUAAGUUUUCAUUCCUUCCUUUGGAAAUGAUGAUGUUUCUGUUGUAAAUGGCUGUUACACAUUUUUGUACAGUAUAGGGAUUGUGAAGUAUUCUUUAAUCCAGUAUACUAAGAAAUAUGUUGCAGGCUAUGGCUUCUGAACAAGAAAUCUGACCAUAACUAUGUUUGAUUCCCAUGACUUGGUGUAACAUGUGAAUUGUGUUUCACACUCCUGUCAUUAAAUACUCGUGGUUGACA
Messenger RNA from Brienomyrus brachyistius, 5072 nucleotides. Its product is annotated as protein PHTF2-like. The transcript has 18 exons. The record is from RefSeq and is a predicted model, not a curated record. Gene Ontology annotation, cellular component: endoplasmic reticulum. NCBI's taxonomy places the organism in Eukaryota, Metazoa, Chordata, Actinopteri, Osteoglossiformes, Mormyridae. The coding region runs from base 1260 to 3497 and encodes 745 amino acids.